Molecule: messenger RNA, 2746 nt
Organism: Vigna unguiculata (cowpea)
Lineage: Eukaryota; Viridiplantae; Streptophyta; Magnoliopsida; Fabales; Fabaceae
Product: DEAD-box ATP-dependent RNA helicase 37-like
Molecular function (GO): ATP binding; RNA helicase activity; nucleic acid binding
Source: RefSeq, a predicted model, not a curated record
GAGAGAGAAAAACAUUACAAAAGGUGAAAAGAUAUUUUUGUUGUUUCUAACUCCGAAAGCGCCCUCUCUUCUCUUUCUCUUUCUGCAUCCAAAACCAAAUUAGGGUUUCUCGAUCUUCUUUAUUUCUCACUCCUCUCACCAUUUCAGGGUUUUACCUUCCUAACGCAGACGCAGGGUUAGUUCUGAGCAAUUUUGUUCGUUUUGAAGAGUAUUUAUCCGUUUCAACUGUUUUUAUUUAUUCAUCUGGGGCUACUUGUAAAGGUGUUAUCGCGAAUCUGGAAAAGAGGGGGCUUCCCUUUGAAUUUUAAAGGCGGCUGUUGACAACAAGAAUUUGUGAUUGACUAUGCGAACUUCAUGGGCUGAUUUGGCUGCAAAUUCUGCAGCUGAAAAUUCGGGUCCCGGGUUUUCUGCUAACAAUGUGGGAACUGGUAGCACUGGUAGCACUGUAGCUCCUUCACGACCAGUUUAUGUUCCUCCUCAUCUUAGGAACCGCCAGCCAUCAGCGGAAGCCCCAGCCCCAUCCCCAGCCCCGGCAUACAGUGGUCCUUCUUCUGGUUCUGUUGGCUCUAGUGCUGCUGGUAAUUCUGGAUCCCGUUGGCCUGCACCCAGAAACGAUCAUCGUUCUGGGUAUGGUGGUGGUGGACGCCCAGGUGGAUGGGGAAAUAGAAGUGGUGGAUGGGAUCGUGGCAGGGAAGUCAACCCCUUUGAAGAAGAGGAUAAUGCUGAAGAGGCAUUUAAUGAGCAGGAGAAUACAGGAAUAAAUUUUGAUGCAUAUGAGGACAUUCCGGUGGAGACUAGUGGUGAAAAUGUGCCCCCACCUGUGAAUACAUUUGCAGAGAUUGACUUGGGUGAUGCACUUAAUCAGAAUAUAAGAAGGUGCAAAUAUGUGAAACCAACACCUGUUCAGCGGCAUGCUAUACCAAUAUCUCUAGGUGGACGGGAUUUGAUGGCUUGUGCACAGACUGGUUCUGGAAAGACAGCUGCAUUCUGUUUCCCGAUCAUCAGUGGAAUUAUGAGGGGCCAACCUGUCCAUAGGCCACCUCGUGGGGUGCGCACUGUGUAUCCACUUGCGCUUGUUCUCUCUCCUACGAGGGAGCUAUCAAUGCAAAUACAUGAAGAGGCUAGGAAGUUUUCAUUCCAAACUGGUGUUAAGGUGGUUGUUGCUUAUGGUGGAGCACCAAUAAACCAGCAGCUGCGGGAUCUUGAGAGAGGGGUGGACAUUCUUGUUGCAACUCCUGGAAGACUGGUAGAUUUACUGGAGAGAGCUAGAGUUUCACUGCAGAUGAUUCGAUAUCUAGCCUUAGAUGAGGCAGACCGGAUGCUAGAUAUGGGUUUUGAGCCACAAAUAAGAAAGAUUGUAGAACAAAUGGACAUGCCUCCACCAGGUGCUAGACAGACUAUGUUGUUCAGUGCAACAUUUCCGAAAGAGAUACAGAGACUGGCUUCUGACUUUCUUUCAAAUUAUAUUUUCCUUGCUGUUGGAAGAGUGGGUUCAAGUACUGAUUUAAUUGUCCAAAGAGUUGAAUAUGUUCAAGAGUCUGACAAGAGAAGUCACCUAAUGGAUCUUCUUCAUGCACAGAGGGCAAAUGGUGUACAGGGAAAGCAAGCUUUGACUUUAGUUUUUGUGGAGACAAAGAAGGGAGCUGAUUCACUGGAACACUGGUUGUGUCUUAAUGGUUUUCCUGCAACUACUAUUCAUGGUGACAGGUCGCAGCAGGAAAGAGAACUAGCAUUGAGGUCUUUUAAAAGUGGCAACACCCCCAUAUUGGUUGCUACAGAUGUUGCUGCACGUGGUCUUGAUAUCCCCCAUGUUGCUCAUGUAGUGAACUUUGACCUGCCAAAUGAUAUUGAUGAUUAUGUACACCGAAUUGGAAGAACAGGGCGAGCUGGAAAGAAAGGUCUUGCAACUGCAUUCUUUAAUGAUAACAAUUCAUCACUAGCUAGAGCUUUAGCAGAUCUGAUGCAAGAAGCAAAUCAAGAAGUACCUGCUUGGCUCUCUCGGUAUGCUGCUCGGUCUUAUGGUGGAGGGAGAAACCGCAGAUCAGGUGGUCGGUUUGGUAGUCGUGACUUUCGGAGAGAGGGCUCUUUUACAAGGGGUUCUUCAGAUUACUACAGUUCAGGAAACAGCAGUGGUGGAUAUGGAAGCUCUGGUGGAUAUGCUGGAGGAGGAGGGUAUGGUCCUGGCGUCACUAGUGCCUGGGACUGACUUUCUUCUUUUCAUAUCAUUACACCAUCUUAGGUAUAGGUGCGAAUACACACACCUACAGGAUGAUUUUUCUCCCCUCUUGUUUUAAUGGUCUUCAAUUCACUUGUGUUUCAAGCCGUCAUUUUGUACUAUUUUACAGUGCUAAUCAUUGUGAGGGAUAUGGGUUUGUGUAUGUGGUCGAGUUGGCACAUCAAUAAAGAUUGUGUAAUGUUGGUAGGAAUUGGAGAUUUACUAACAUAUUAGGAGUUUCUGGUCGACGACUUUUUGACCCCUUCAUUUUGGGUGGUGAUUUUGGUGGGAGACUGGUUGUAGAUUAUGCCUGGGGAGAAAUUUGAGCUUUUUGUUAUGGCUAUCAUGGUUAACUGACUCAUCUCUCAAGCAUACUCUUCCCAGUUUCAACCCAUUUUAUGUUUAAAUUUAAUAUUUCCCCACUUUGAUGGGCAAAGGUUUUUGUAAUAUUAUAGUGGUGGCUGAAAUGAACGAUAAUUCCCCCAUGCUUCGAUUGAACAUACAAUUUGCAUCUGGUGACUAGUUUAUUUA